AUGGUCCAACCCUUACUACACCUUCUCCUGCCCGCUGCGGCUCUACUGCUCUUCCCCUCCUCAACUAGCGCCAGCUAUGGCUUUUACGUCGGCAAGCACCUCUCCCCCACCAAUGCCACUCUCCUCGGUGGUACUGGCGAGGAGGUCUCUUCCCACUGGCUGCAGAUCUUUCCUGCCGCCGACUAUCCGCCCAACAGCACGCUCACCGUUGGUGUCACUCCGGAUGCCACCCUUCCCGGUAACCUCAUCAAUAUCACCCAGGUCCCGCACACCUUCCGCUAUAUGUCCAUGGAAUACUCUGAUUAUGAAGGCUUUCCCGCACCGCUGACCAACGGUGGCGUGAACGAGAAUGGCGUGGGUGUGCGCGACAUCUGGGCUACCAAUCGAGACGAGCUUUACUACAUGACUCCCGACCCCCAAACAGGGAUCCAGUACAGCGAUUUGGCCCGGCUGGUUCUGGAGCGUGCGAGUACGGCCCGUGAAGGCGUCGAGGUCAUUGGCCAGCUCAUUGCCGAGUACGGCUACGCCACCUAUGGCGGUAACAGCCAUCUGAUCGCGGACAAGGACGAGGGUUGGGUCGUUUGGGAGUUCGCAGGGGGCGAGAAGCUAUGGGCUGCGGAGCGUCUGGGACCAGACGAAGUGCGUGUCUCGUACCCGGGAUACAUUGAGGAAUUCCCUGUCGACUUCGAGAACUCAACAGACUACAUGGGAAGCCCAAACAUCGUGUCUUUUGCCGUGGACCAGGGUUGGUGGAGCCCCAACGGGACGGAACCUUUCAACAUCUUCAAGGUCUACGGCCCCCAGGGCGAAAACUACACGGCGCGCGACGGCGGCUUCAAGUACAUGUCGCAGGCAGCCCUCGAGAACGCAACCUUGGCCAUGGUCCCCGUCACCGAAGAGGCUCUCAUGGAGCGUGUCCGCGACCCACGCAUCGCCGACGACGAGUCCGGCUAUGGGCAAGUCCUAAGCCUGCACGAUUUUCCCGAGUCCGACCUGAUCCGCAUCUGGAUCGCGCCGACCGGCAGCGUCACCGCGCCCUUCAACCCCUGGUGGCUCGGCGUCCAGAGCGUGCCCCCGGAGUACAGCGAGCACCGCUACCUCACCAAGGACGCAGCCAGCACGUUCCUCAACCCGGACUACCAGCUGCAGGAAGCGAGCGAGUUCGCCGGCCGGCUCUUCAAGCGCCUGCUCUACUACACCUGCUCCAACCCGGCCACCCUCCUCCCCGUCAUCACCGACAUGCUGGAGGGCUUCGAGAACCAGUCCCGCAGCGACAUCGACUGGGUAGAGGAGAGCGCGCAAUUGCUUAUUGAGAACGGACAACGCGAGGCCGCGCAGCGCCUGCUGACGCACCACUCGCACACCCGUGCGCAGCAGGCGCUGGAGCUCGGCGAGAGGAUGGUGGGUGCGCUCGACGCCUACGUCAAGGUCACGGGGCAGUGGAGGGCGCCGAACGGGACGCAGAUCAAUGAUGCGGGCGAGGGAGCUGAGACGGUCAACUGCCUUGUCGGCCUCGAUCCUGAUCAGCCAGGCGGCGUGCCUCUGUCCCUGAAGAAGCGUGGGAAUAUGGAUCAACGCGAUCGGUGGUCUGGUGAGCUCAGACGAUGA
Cyphellophora europaea CBS 101466 is the source of this 1608-nucleotide messenger RNA. RefSeq lists its product as uncharacterized. The coding region runs from base 1 to 1608 and encodes 535 amino acids. NCBI's taxonomy places the organism in Eukaryota, Fungi, Ascomycota, Eurotiomycetes, Chaetothyriales, Cyphellophoraceae. Gene Ontology annotation, molecular function: cysteine-type exopeptidase activity; dipeptidase activity. The record is from RefSeq and is a predicted model, not a curated record. Gene Ontology annotation, biological process: proteolysis. The transcript has a single exon.